Molecule: messenger RNA, 8834 nt
Organism: Dunckerocampus dactyliophorus (ringed pipefish)
Lineage: Eukaryota; Metazoa; Chordata; Actinopteri; Syngnathiformes; Syngnathidae
Gene: valopa
Product: vertebrate ancient long opsin a
Exons: 5
Coding region: 249-1412 (387 amino acids)
Biological process (GO): visual perception; G protein-coupled receptor signaling pathway
Cellular component (GO): photoreceptor outer segment; membrane
Molecular function (GO): G protein-coupled receptor activity
Source: RefSeq, a predicted model, not a curated record
UCGCCGCUUCGCCGCGCUGCGCAAAAUGCUUUCGAACAGCUCCACUUUAUUCUACUUUACCUGCUCUCUGUUGCUCUACUAUGCAUUUUUGUCGGCGUGGAUCUCUACAUGUGAACUUUAUUAGACAAGAGUUGAAUGUGCCGCAACGGUGAGCCCGUUUGACAUCAAAGUUGACACUAAUGACCAAAAGCGGGAUUUUGUGUGCGUUCAAGCCAACAAACAAGUAGGCUGCACUGUGGUCAUGGACUAUGGAGGCUUUAAGUCUCUCCGUGAACGCCGUGUCCCACACCGUGGCGGCUGAGCUGAGCCCAACCGAUGACCCGUUCAGCGGACCCAUCAGGAACAUCGCGCCAUGGAACUUCACCAUCUUGGCACUGCUCAUGUUUGUGGUCACCUCGCUGUCCCUGAGCGAAAACUUCCUGGUCAUGUUUGUCACAUACAAGUUCAAACAACUCAGACAGCCGCUCAACUACGUCAUAGUCAACUUGGCCAUAGCUGACUUUCUGGUCUCCCUCACCGGAGGACUCAUAAGUUUCCUGACCAACGCCAGAGGUUAUUUCUUCUUGGGCCAGUGGGCUUGUGUGGCGGAAGGCUUUGCUGUCACUUUUUUCGGAAUCGUGGCCCUGUGGUCCCUGGCCGUUCUGUCUUUCGAGCGAUUCUUCGUGAUCUGCCGACCUCUGGGCAACAUCCGACUGCAAGCCAAGCAUGCCGUCAUGGGUCUCCUCUUCGUCUGGACCUUUUCCUUCAUUUGCACCUUCCCUCCAGUGUUGGGCUGGAACAGAUACACUGUCAGCAAGAUUGGAACAACCUGUGAGCCUGACUGGUAUUCAUCCACCUUCACCGACCAUAGCUACAUCAUCACUUUCUUCACCACCUGUUUCAUUCUGCCUCUUGGACUGAUCUUCUUCUGCUAUGGGAAGCUCCUGCAAAAGCUCAGAAAGGUGUCCCAUGGUCGUCUGGCCAGUGUCAGGAAGCCUGAGCGUCAGGUGACGCGUAUGGUUGUAGUCAUGAUUAUAGCAUUCAUGGUGGCAUGGACACCAUACGCAGUCUUCGCCAUACUAGUCACAGCUCAUCCAACCAUUGAAUUGGAUGCCAGGUUGGCUUCCAUCCCGGCAUUCUUCUCCAAGACUGCUGCGGUGUAUAACCCAAUCAUCUACGUGUUCAUGAACAAACAGUUCAGGAAGUGCCUCAUCCAGCUCUUCACCGGCAGGCUGGCCAUGCCAGACAGCCAAAUGAACCAGACGUCAGCACGACCCGGAACUACUGCGGAGAGUCAGCUAGGAGAAAUGACCACCAUUGCAGCCCGCAUCCCUGUGGGUGGUACAGCAUCGCCCAGGUCUGAAGUGUCUCCGACUGACUGCAGCUCCUUUGCCCAGCUGCCCAUCCCUGAGAACAAAGUGUGUCCGAUAUAACAGCAAGCCUACACAUAGCAGGUCUACUACAACAUUCAUUUUCUUUGCACCUUUGGCCUGAUUUGUUUUAAUUGUUGGGAGAAAGGGAUUGGAUGGCGAUAAGAAGGCCAACUUUUUUUGUUUCACUUUUGUAUUUCACUUGCAUUUGCAAAGUCCAAAAGCAAAGGAAGCGCGAUGUUCAAUCACAUUGCAGCCGUUUGCUCGGUAUUUGAUUUGAAUAAACCCCAAAGAUGGAACUGUGCAUUUAGAAAUACUCAGUGCUUUACCAAUUAGAUUCCUUGUAAAUAUGAGUUUGCCUUAAUUUGUUUGUGUGGCUGGUGGCUAUGUUUGGUGUCCUGUUUUCCAUGCCUGCACACCUCGUAUGCCACAAAAUAACAACACGCACUUUAUUCGACUUGAUAGCAUCAACCUACACGCGGUAUCUCCACGCGAACAGACUUUCGCCAAAUCACGGCUAGUCUGUACUUUUCGAGUAUCACAGUGCAGCCUUUCAUUUCCUCCGCUGCCUUGGUCUUUUGAGCCCUGAGACAAAGCCUGUGGAGGAAAGCAUUGUUUUUCUAUGCUGUUUCACUACUUUUACUUUGGCAGUCUUCAUUCAUCAAAAAGUCAAAGCCCCUUUUCUGAAUUUGGAUGGGUAAACAGGCGAGGACGAUGCUUUCAUCCUCACUGAAGAUGGUCAGUGGAAGAUGCCCUGAUUGGCUCCACUGCUGGGCAAUAUAUUCAUGCAGUGAAAACAACAGGUCAACAAGCACACAAUAAACACCCUCCUGCACUAUAUGGACAACAGUAUUGAGACACAUCCAUAUCCAUAAACCUAAAUUUGAAUUUUUUACAGUUUGAGGGAGGUCCUUUUCUGUAGCCCACUGGCUUUCCUUUUCUUUGGGGCACCGCCCCUUGAGAGACGUAGUCAAGUACAAAAAGUUAACUAACAAGCGAUGUUCUUCCUCAGUGAGGCUGAGCAGGCACACACUUUUCUUCUGCCACAAGUGAGGCACAGACUGCAUUCCUGCAUUGCGGCACAGCGCGUAUUCAACGCUGUAGCUAGUUCUACAAGUGUCCUGUUUAAGGGUCAAAAUUAAGUUUGAACAAUUGGAGAAUGUUCGUAACCACAAAAUAUCGUAACACGGAAUUUUGUAAACCUAGGACUACCUGUACGGAUUUUGUUGUAUUUUUGAAGGUUACAGUUUCAAGGUCAGUCUCUAAAACCUUUGAUUAUGCUUCUGCAUCGAGGCGCUAAUGUACGCUACACUACGUCAGUUCUCUCAUCCCUCUGCAAAGACUCUUGCGUAGCGUGACGUACAUCCCCCCAAAAAUAUAACCUUGCGUAGAACGUUCUACACUGGUCACUAGGUGUCAGUAAUGUUACUAUAAUGUUGGGUGAGACACACAAGAACCAGACUUCAUCGCGGGAACAACAUGCAGGUUAUUGCAGCUUUGAAUUAUCUCACAACAGGCACAAUGAUCCUUAACACGGGCUACUGUUGCGGCCGUAAACCACGUCAGGCUAAAACUCAACUCUGAGCCCCCAGUGUCACUUUGUGUCCGGCACCCACUCAGGUCCCCUCGCAAGGGAACACAUUUACAGCAACACACAUGAGCACAAGUCUUAUUUGUGUCUUAAAUGGCUUAUUUUAUGUUAUUAUGGGUAGUACGAGCGUAAAGGUUAGGGAUGAUACUCGUUUUAGACGAGUACUCAUUACCGAUAAUGCAUUUUUGCAGAGUACUAGCAUGAAACGAGUACAGCUCAUCAUUAUCCAUAAUGAUGAUGAAGGAAAAUCCUCAUUGGGCAACUACUUUUGUAUUCACUCUUCAUGCUCUGUGAUUGGCCAGUCACACACAGUGACUGCCCCUCCCGAGACAGACUCCCUACAGCCAGAGAGAGGAGUUCGUGGUGAAUUUGACAAGACAGAGUUGAAAAGGCUCAUGCCGUGUUGGUCGCUGCCUCCACUCCGGACAUUUUUUUUUUAGAUUUUCCCUCAGCUCGUAUCUAAAGUUGCUUGGUGAACUUGUUUUGCAUACGCGAUGCAUUUGACAAGACAGAACUGUAAACAGCUCAUGUUGCGUCGGUCACUGCCAUAUUUUUUUAUUUUUUUUGUGUGCUUGCUUCUAAUUUGGCCGGUGAUAUAAAGUCAGUUGGAAAACUUUGCUCGUAGUACUGAAAGUGGUGCUUUUGAGAAAACUACAGUGAACAAGGCUGACAGAUUAUUUCCCUGUUUGCCAUCGCUGGAUGUUUGCAUGAAUCACCAACUUCACACAGAUCAUUAAAAAAUAAUGAAAUAAUAAAUGCUUACAGAUCACUUGCAUACAGUACAUACACAGUACACAUAUACAGUAGCUGAAUAAUAAACAAUACAGUAAAUAUAGCAACCUCUGAUCAAUCCAUGUCAAUUUCUGACUUAAAAUAAUAUACCGAUUUAAGCCCCACAGAUUUCUGGUUAAACCACGCCCACUUUCGGAGUAUGCCCCGCACACUCUUAGUACAGAUACGGAUACAGAUCAUUCACAUGGGUGAACAGAUACAGAUACAGAUAGUGGUGUACCUGCUCAUCCCUAGGGCGUUAUUUCAGGUCUAGACCUUUGGGAUGAGCCAGGCUAUUGACUUUGGACCUCACAAAUGGUUAACUGAUUGAAUUGCAUUCGUAACGAGGGAAUCUACUUUCUCUUUUUUUUAACAUUUACAAUCCCUGCCAGUGUACCAAUAAUUUUGUCCAUAUAAUGUAUCCAUGCACACAGUUCAACGGCAACAUAGUCUUUUUUUGAAUGUUUCAAACAAUACAAGCACAGUGACAGCAAUGUACAAAUGCAAUGAAAUAAUCAGCAUCGCAAGCACAGGUAAACAGCAAUACUAGAGUUAAAAUAUCCUCACACAGGCCAACACCUCAGCAGAAGGAGAGAUGUAGCAGCGUGUUUGUUUUUUUUUUACUUGCGUUUGUGGUGCAUGUUUGUGGACUAUGUCCAACCCAAGGUGGUUGGCUGUGUUAUACAAGUGAGCGUACGGUGUUUGUAGUGAACUGACUUUAUGUUAUCAGGUAGGAGAAAACUUUUAGUGUCAGUGAAUCUGUGACAAAUGUGUUGCCUUGUCAUGAUUAACAGUAAAACAAACCUUGGUGAAUGUAAAUUGUAAUUGAACACAAUUUUACGGGACCUUUUAGGAUUGUUCACAAAUAUACUCUACUGUCAGUGAUCAUAGUUGUUGUCCUGAUUGGUUUUUAGUUUCACUAUCAUUUACAGUGCAGUGUUCAUUUAGUAUAGGGGUGUCCAAAGUGAGGCCCGGGGGCCAUUUGCCUGCGCUGUUUUUUUUUUUACUCCUUUCUAAAAACACAAUUUAACAUCAAAACAAAAAAAGAAAACAGCAAAAAUGGGAAAAUCACCAGUAAUUUUACAGGAAUAUUUUACAAGAACCAAGCCAAAAUACUAUGAAAAAAGUCGUAAUUUCAUGAAAAUAUGAGGAAAAAUAUUAUCAUAUAUCAUUUUAGUAGCGUACAGUUGAAUAGUAAAGAAAAAUAAGCUAUUUAUUUUUUUAUGAGAAACGAAAAAACAACCAAUACAGGUGUAAUUUUUGGAAAAUUAGGCAGCGGAAAAAGUAAUAAUGUUCCGACAGUGAAGUCAACAUAUUGUUAGAAUUGAAAUGAAAAAGAAGAAAAUUGAAAUGAAAGCUGAAAUGUAAGAAAAAAGCAGAAAUGGAAAAACAGCUGUAUUUUUAUGAGAAUAAAGGCAAAAUAGUAUCAGAAAAAGGAAGUAUACUAAUGAGAAAAAAGGUUGCCUUUUAUUUAAAAUAAACUCCCAAUAUUACGAGAAAAAAAGCAGCACAGAGUUAAAAUAUUAAUGAAAAUAUAUGUUAUGUUUUUUUAAAGUCAUAAUGUGAGAAACAAACAAAACAAAAUAAAGUUGUAAUUUUUGGAAAAUUAGGUUGGGGGGAAAUGUAAGGUGGGAAUAAAUGUAAGUAUUAUGGAAAUAAAGUGGUAAUAUUACAAAAAGAAAAUGUACAUGGAUUAUAUAAGAGGAAAGUUGAUAUAUUUGGAAUGGGGAAAAACAGGGAAAAAAGAGCAAAGGCCGAAGUUCCACUUAUAUCACAAAGCUGAGAUGCAGUUUUUUCUUGAAAUAUGUAUAACUUCUUAGCAUGUGUUUGUGUGUGUGUUGCUUGUGUUGGUUUACAAAAUAUCAAAGUGGCCCUUGCAUCCUUUAAUUUUUCAGUAUGUGGCCCUCGGUGGAAAAAGUUUGGAUACCCGUAAUUUGGAACAUUAUAUAAGGACAACAAUAAUAGAAAGAUUGUGGUUAAUGAGGAAGAAAAUAUUCCCCCACUGAUCCACCCUGUCAUCCAAUGAUUAUUUGCCUGCCCAAACACAUGACGCAUGACAUCACAGGGUACGCGCCUCUUUUGUUUUGUUUGUAUGUAAUCAAGAUGUCUGGUACAAGUGCUGUACAAGUAGAACAAGAGCAUGAUGGAAACAAAGUAUACAGCAAAUUGUGUAGCCUAAGCAUUUUAGCUUAUUAGGUAAUUUCCGCAAGUAUUUGAAAUGUUGUGCCAUGUUGUGCCAUCAAUUGUAUUAUCACUUGUAAAAAGAUAGUAACACAUAAUAGGUCCCCUUUAAGAACAUUUUUCCGUUGUAGGAUUGAAUGCCCAACAGUAUACAGUGGUGUGAAAAAGUCUUUCCCCCAUUCCUGAUUUCUUAUUUUUUUGCAUGUUUGUCACACUUAACGUGUUUCAGAUGUUGGAAAUCUCAUAUUAAAUAUAUACAGCAAAAGGUGGCGAGAAAUAUCUCUAUAUUGAAUAAAGCAAAAUAUCUUCUUGAUCAAAAAUCACUCCACACUCUGUACUGUUCCUUAGUAUUUCCAUAUCUAACGUAUUGUGUGGAGAUAUGGGGAAAUAACUACAAAAGCAAUCUUCACUCACUCACUGUACUGCAAAAAAGAUCUGUGAGGAUAAUUCAUAAUGCCAAGUAUAGAGAACAUACAAACCCUCUAUUUUUAAAAUCACAGAUAUUAAAAUUCGCAGAUUUAGUACACUUUCAAACCGCUAGAAUAAUGUAUAAAGUUAAUAAUAACUCGUUACCCAAAAAUCUAAUCAAGUAUUUCUCAAUCAGAGAGGAGAAAUAUGAUCUUAGAGGAAAAUUAAACCUAAAACAUUUAUAUGCGAGAACAACGCUGAAAACCCAUAGCAUUUCCGUGUGUGGAAUUAAAUUAUGGAACGGAUUGAGUAAAGAACUCAAACAAUGUACAGAGAUGAGCAAAUUCAAAAAACAAUACAAGCAGUUGAUGUUUGCCAAAUACAAGGCAGAAGAGUCCUGAUUGUUCUGUCAGGUUUGCUAUUUUAUUUUAUUUAUUUAUUUUUUUAUUUUCUAUUUUAUUUUAUUUUAUUUUAUUUUUUAUUUAUUUAAUUAAAUUUUAUUUGUUAUUUAUUUAUUUCUAUUUAUUUAUUUAUUUUUUUUUUAUAAUUUUCUUUGUUGUGUUUAAAAAAAAAAAAAAAAAAAAAGCUUUGUUCUUAUUUAUUUAUUUAUUAUUUAGUAUUGUCAUCAUAUUAUCAUUAUUAUGAAUGUUCUCUCUUUUUUUGGGGGGACGGUUAUCUCACCGUUAUCUAUUAUGUGUUAUCCUGACUAUCACUGAAAACAUGACAUGGAAUCCAGGAAGUGAACUACAUGUACUGUACUAGAUGUAGAAUGGAUGGGGGGUAGGAUUAAAUAAGCUUUGCUUCUUCCUACUCCUUUUGGACAUGUGGAACUGUCAAAAAAUGAUUCACGAGAUGUAUUCCAUUGUAACCUUCAUGUUCAAAUAAACUAAACCAAACCAAACCAAACCAGAUCAUCAAACAAAUUUAAAUAUUAGUCAAUGACAACACAACUGAACACAAAAUGCAGUUUUUAAAUGAACUGUAAAUGUAUUAUUAAGGGAGAAAGAAAAUCCAAACCUACAUGGCCCUGUGAGAAAAACUGAUUGACCCCCGUUAAAACAUAAUUUAACUGAGAUUAGUUGAGCAGUCUGGAAAAGGUCAUAAAGCCAUUUCUAUAGCUUUGAGACUCCAGCAAACCACAGUGAGAGCCAUUAUCCACAAAUGGCAAAAACAUGCAAUAGUGGUGAACCUUCCCAGGAAUAGCCGGCCAACCAAAAUUACCCCAAAAGCGCAGCAACGGCUCAUGCAAGAGGUCACAAAAGACCCCACAAACACAUCCAAACAACUGCAGGCCUCACUUGCCUCAGUUAAGGUCAGUGUUCAUGAAUCCACCAUAAGAAAGACACUGGGCAAAAACAACCUGUAUGGCAGAGUUCCAAGAUGAAUAAAAAGAUCAGAUAAAGGGAUAAGCUCCUGCCCCAAGUGGAGGACUACCUUGGGGUCUUGUUCACCAGUCAGGGAAGGAUGGAACGUGAGAUUGACAGGCGGGUUGGUGUGUAAUCUGCAAUAAUGCAGACUCUGCAACGGUCCUUCAUGGUGAAGAGAGAGCUGAGCCGAAAGGCAAAGCUCUCAAUUUACUAGUUUAUCUACGUUCCAACCCCACCUAUGGUCAUGAGUUUAGGGUAGUGACUGAAAGGACGAGAUAGCGGGUAUAAGCAGCCGAAAUGGGUUUCCUCCGUAGGGUGGCUGGGCUCUCGCUUAGAGAUAGGGUGAGAAGCACCGUCAUCCGGGAGAAGCUCGGAGCAGAGACGCUACUCCUCCGCAGAUGAGAGGAGCCAGAUAACGCGGUGCCACUCGGGUGCCUCUCUGUCGAGGUGUUCAGAGCACGUCAGACUCGUAGAAGGCCUCGGGGAAGACGUAGGACACGGUGGCUAGACUAUGUUUCACAGCUGGUCUGGGAACGCCUCAGGAUCCGUCGGGAGCGGCUGGGUUUUUUGUCUUAGGCCCUCGCAACCCAACUUUGGUUAAGCGGUAGAAGAUGGAUGGAUAGAUUUCGACUUUGCAAUGAAACAUCCAUCCUUUUCUUACUUAUUUCGUUCGCAUACCUGUCAACCCUCCCAUUUCCUUGGGAAAUACCGAAUUUUGCCUUUCUUUCGCCCUCCCGUUUCCAUAGUUAAUAUUUUGAACAAUAUUUUAACUUUCCUGUGCUGUUUGUGGAAAGACCAGAAUUUCCCUUAUUUACAAAUUGUUGACAGGUAUGGCUGGAGCCUAUCCCAACCGACUGCGGUUGAAAGGCAGACAACACCUAAGACUGAUCAGUCACAGGGCAAGUGUAAACAAGGAAUUGAGUGCACAACACUCAGACUCAGGGUGUACUGACCCAUCAUUACAAAAUCCAGGUUGCUAUAGCCAAAACUAUGGCCACAAAGUUGCACACAAACUGAACACUUCCUUCCAACUCUUCCUACACUGCUCUCCUGCACACUGUCCACCCGUUUGUUGUACUGCACUAUUUCAUGUAAUGUCAGGUCUUGUUCUGGCGAGUCCUUUGUGUGUCUGUACGUGGCUUGGUUAAGUGCAUGUUGCUUGUAAAA